This is a messenger RNA of Fusarium keratoplasticum, 1047 nucleotides long. Its product is annotated as Lipase-3 domain-containing protein. The record is from RefSeq and is a predicted model, not a curated record. NCBI's taxonomy places the organism in Eukaryota, Fungi, Ascomycota, Sordariomycetes, Hypocreales, Nectriaceae. The transcript is spliced from 3 exons. Gene Ontology annotation, biological process: lipid metabolic process. The coding region runs from base 1 to 1047 and encodes 348 amino acids.
AUGCGCCUGCUGCCUCUCCUCUCGGUCGUCACGCUCGCUGCGGCGAGCCCUAUAGCAUCCGUCCAGGAGUACACUGACGCCUUGGAGAAGAGAGCCAUCACCGCCUCUCAACUUGACUAUGAAAACUUCAAGUUUUACAUCCAGCAUGGUGCCGCAGCAUACUGCAACUCCGAGACAGCCUCUGGCCAAAAAAUAACCUGCAACGACAACGGCUGCAAAGGCAUCGAGGCCAACAACGCAAUCAUCGUAGCAUCCUUCGUCGGAACAGGCACGGGUAUCGGAGGCUACGUCUCCACUGACAACGUGCGCAAGGAGAUUGUCCUCUCGAUCCGCGGCAGCAGCAACAUCCGCAACUGGCUCACCAACGUCGACUUUGGCCAGUCUAGCUGCUCCUACGUCCGCGACUGCGGAGUCCACACGGGCUUCCGCAAUGCCUGGGAUGAGAUUGCCCAGCGCGCGAGGGACGCCGUUGCCAAGGCCCGCGCCAUGAACCCGUCCUACAAGGUCAUCUCCACGGGCCACUCUCUCGGCGGUGCUGUCGCAACUCUGGGUGCCGCUGACCUGAGGUCCAAGGGAACCCCCGUUGACAUCUUCACCUUUGGUGCUCCCCGUGUGGGCAACGCUGAACUCUCAGCAUUCAUUACGGCCCAGGCCGGCGGCGAGUUCCGCGUCACUCAUGGUCGUGAUCCCGUGCCCCGUCUGCCUCCCAUCGUCUUUGGCUACAGACACACAUCGCCCGAGUACUGGCUGGCCGGCGGUGCAUCCACCAAGAUCGACUACACCGUCAACGACAUCAAGGUCUGUGAAGGCGCUGCCAAUCUCGCCUGCAACGGCGGUACACUAGGCCUGGAUAUCAUCGCUCAUCUGCGCUACUUCCAGAACACCGAUGCCUGCACAGCGGGCGGUAUCUCCUGGAAGAGAGGGGACAAGGCCAAGCGUGACGAGAUCCCCAAGCGCCAGGAGAGCAUGACGGAUGAGGAGUUGGAGCAGAAGCUCAACGACUAUGUUGCCAUGGACAAGGAGUACGUGGACAGCCAUAAGAUCUAG